UUUUUGCCACAGCAGCCGAAGGCCGAAAAUAUCAGACACCAUGGCUCUGUCGCUGCGCGUCUGCUCGCGUUUUUACCGAACCAACGCGCCUCUCGCACAGGCAACAGGCUCUAGAGGUUAUUAAUCACAAAACUCGGUCUUUCAAGUUGAGUGUUUUGACCAUGAGUGUCGGCGAUUGCGCCGCGUAACGCGCUCGACACGCACAAAGGCGGAUAUUAUGGAAUAAACGCGCGUCGCACGGCCGCUAGACUCACCAUAAUAAUAACAAUUACACUGCUAUGGCACUCUCGGUGAUCCAGACGUGUCGUAGUCUGGCCCUGUCCACCUGGCUGCUGUCCUUCUGCUUCGUCCAUCUGCUGUGUUUGGACUUCACGGUGGCGGAGAAGGAGGAAUGGUACACGGCGUUCGUCAACAUCACGUACGUGGAUCCGGACACGGCCGAGGUCCGCACCGAGAAGACGGAGUGCGGGCGUUACGGGGAGCACUCGCUCAAGCGCGAGGCCAGAGGCGUGCUGGCGAUGCCCGUCGCGCCGCAGGACAGACACGCGUGCGACCCCAGCUGCAGGUUCACGCCGCGCGGACACGGCGCGUGGAUCGCGCUCAUCAGCCGGGGAAACUGCACGUACAGAGACAAGAUCCGAAACGCCUUGGGAAAAAACGCGUCCGCUGUGGUCAUAUUCAACGUGGGAUCCUCCAACCCCAAUGAGACCAUCACCAUGUCUGAUUCAGGCACCGGUGACGUGGUGGCCAUCAUGAUUCCCGAGCCGAAGGGUCGUGAUCUGGUUCUUCUGAUGGAGAGGAACAUCUCCGUUCACAUGCACAUCACCAUCGGAACACGCAACCUGCAGAAAUACGUCAGCCGCACCUCUGUGGUCUUCGUCUCCAUCUCCUUCAUCAUCCUCAUGAUCAUCUCGCUGGCCUGGCUCGUCUUUUACUACAUCCAGCGCUUCAGAUACGCCAACGCCAGGGACCGCAACCAGAGGAGGCUGGGCGACGCUGCCAAAAAAGCCAUCAGCCAGUUACAAGUGCGGACCAUCAGGAAAGGCGAUCAGGAGACGGAGAGUGAUUUUGAUAACUGUGCCGUGUGUAUCGAGGGUUAUAAACCAAAUGAUGUAGUGAGAAUCUUACCUUGCAGGCAUCUGUUUCAUAAGGGCUGUGUCGACCCGUGGCUGGUGGACCAUCGCACGUGUCCCAUGUGUAAGAUGAACAUCCUCAAAGCUCUCGGCCUCACGUCGAGUGCCGAGUGUCUGAAUGAACUUCCUCUGGACUACGAGCUCGCCGUGGGGGGCGUGGCUCUCAACGCCAUGGUGAUGAGCGAUGAUGUCAUGGGCGGUGAUGUCGUCGGGGGGCGUGGCCCCGGUGUGAGGAUGGUGGGUCUCCCUCAGGUCCUCCUGGACUCUGAGCCGCUGUCCCAGGACACCUUGUCAACCGAACAGAGUGAGUGUCACUGAUCUCCUAAAAAAGAG
Molecule: messenger RNA, 1466 nt
Organism: Sinocyclocheilus rhinocerous
Lineage: Eukaryota; Metazoa; Chordata; Actinopteri; Cypriniformes; Cyprinidae
Product: RING finger protein 150
Exons: 6
Coding region: 279-1451 (390 amino acids)
Source: RefSeq, a predicted model, not a curated record